AUGACACAACAGGACAUUAUUGACAACGCUCAGAAGUCAUUUUCUCAAGUUCGUUUGGAGAUCAUGAAGAGGCUCAAGUCGCGCAAGCAAGCACUCAAGGACCUCGGUGAUGAGCGUGUGACUCCUGAGCAGCAACGCGGUCAUCUCCUCAGUGUUGUAGCUCGCUUUCAGGAAAUAACCUCACAUGGCCUGAGCUCCAACUAUGGAACGGACGACAUUUUCGAUAGCCAUCCAGAUCUUCGCCUAGCAACUCUGGUCAUGAAUCGCCAUAUUCUGUUUGCAGAAAACCUAACCGUCUGGGCGCAUGAGUAUAAAAUCAAGACGGAAACGGACAUGAACAACUCGAAAGGUGACCAGGUAGACAAUUUUGAGGAGGACUCCCCAACUUCGGAAGACGGGCAAACUUCGGAAGAUGAGCAUUUAAGUGGCUCAAACAAGCCGACCAAAUCUAUCAAGACCCGCGAAACUGCAAACAUGGAAGAUUUGACUGAGGUUCUCCAUGAGUGUACCGAAGAAGUAUCUCCCAAAGAUGGGGAAAUUUACGAGUGGUUGACCGAGGUCUUUUGUUCAUCUCGUGGAUUUGAGAUGGGCACUUUCAACCCUUCACUUCUUGCCACAACAAUGAGAAAGCAAUCUGCAAAGUGGCUCAAUUUCACGCUGGGAUAUAUUAGUGACAUAAUUACCAUUGUCCACCGGUUUAUUCUUGCGGCUCUUGAGGUUGCAUGCGUUGAUCAGCGCGUCUGUCGCAGACUAAAGGCACGACUAAUGGAAGACUUGCUGUCCAAAUAUCAGGAUGCUAUAAAGCAAGCAAAUUUCAUCCUCAACAUUGAGCGAAAUGGCACGCCCUUGACAUUGAAUCAUUACUUCAAUGACUCGUUACAGAAAUGCCGAGCCACUCGGAUCCAAACUCAGCUCGCGCCUAAAGUUCUCGGUGACUGCAAGCAUGGAGACGUAAUUCGCCUCUGCGAUGUAUCUGCAGUUCAUCACAAGAACAACACCAGACAAACUGUAGAGGACAUUCAUGAUAUAUUGCAAUCAUACUACAAAGCAGCACUCAAGCGCUUUGUGGACAAUGUCUGCAUGCAAGCCGCUGACUAUUAUCUCGUCAACGGACCAGAGACGCCAACAAAGCUUCUCUGUUCUCUUUAUGUCAACAAACUCUCUGCGGCGGACUUAGAGGACAUCGCAGGUGAAGAAAGUCAUGUUCAACGUUUGCGGGUGCAGUUGACCAAGGAGAUCACGGAUCUGGAGGCCGGAAAGAAGAUACUUCUUUAG
Messenger RNA from Aspergillus chevalieri, 1275 nucleotides. RefSeq lists its product as uncharacterized. The coding region runs from base 1 to 1275 and encodes 424 amino acids. The transcript is spliced from 3 exons. The record is from RefSeq and is a predicted model, not a curated record. NCBI's taxonomy places the organism in Eukaryota, Fungi, Ascomycota, Eurotiomycetes, Eurotiales, Aspergillaceae.